This is a messenger RNA of Paramecium sonneborni, 163 nucleotides long. Lineage: Eukaryota; Ciliophora; Oligohymenophorea; Peniculida; Parameciidae. The record is from the annotation of a GenBank genome assembly.
AUGCAGAAUGUGAGCAAUGAAUAAGUGAUAGAUGGAGUAUAUUCAUAGGAAGAAUUGGAACAGAAGCUGUUCAGAGACAAGCAAAUGCAAAAGUAUAGGAUUAGGAUCAUUGGCUGUAGAAAUAGCUAAAAAUGUGGUGCUUGGGUUUGGGGUUGGGUUUGGG